CUCAAGUCACUCUUCACAUGGGGAAUGUUCCCAUGUCAGGUGAGAUACAUGAAGGAAAUGAUGUUUACUUGGAAUGCAACAUCCGGUCCAAUCCCUGGAUUCAAUCUGUGAACUGGCAGUUCGAGGGACGAGAUGUAAAAACAAAUUUUACCUCCCGAAUAAUGAUUAGCAACCACACCUUAGUGAUCCAGCGAGUCCAGUUGUAUCACCGAGGUCAUUUUACCUGCUCAGCAAGCAACAGCGAGGGACUGGGGAUCAGUAACAAGAUUUUUAUUAAUGUCAAAUACGCUCCCCAGUGUCAACCGGGACAGAAGUCCACUUAUGGGGUCGCCAAGCAAGAGACAGUCUACGUGUCCUGCAGUUUGGUAGCAGAUCCACCAGAUGUCACUUUCAGCUGGCUGUUCAACAGUUCCACUAAACACUCAAGUCAAAUCGACUACAGCAACAACAAGACACACAGCUGGGCCACCUUCACGCCCGAAACUGAUGAUGACUAUGGCACCAUACUUUGCUGGGGCACCAAUGAUAUUGGCAUCCAACGAAAGCCGUGUCUCUUCACCGUCGUCCCUGCUGGUAUCCUUUACAUACCUUUUUAUAAAACAACUCUUAACUGUAUGUUGAAUAUUAUUUUGUUGUACUCCUAAUAAAGCCGAACACAAGUAAUGAAAAUUAAUGAUUAUAAAUUAUACAUUACAAUAGUAUAUGUGAUACAUAUUAAAUUGACAUAAGUAGUCAGCUCAAGCCCUAAAUCUCAGCCUUACUUCGUCCGUCUGGUAUGAUUAUUUUCAUUCCGAGUCGAACACGUCCUUCGUUGUUUUCGAUUUGAG
Molecule: messenger RNA, 827 nt
Organism: Limulus polyphemus (Atlantic horseshoe crab)
Lineage: Eukaryota; Metazoa; Arthropoda; Merostomata; Xiphosura; Limulidae
Product: tyrosine-protein kinase-like otk
Exons: 2
Coding region: 18-644 (208 amino acids)
Source: RefSeq, a predicted model, not a curated record